Messenger RNA from Neoarius graeffei (lesser salmon catfish), 2695 nucleotides. It is a transcript of the gene mfrp, whose product is annotated as membrane frizzled-related protein. The record is from RefSeq and is a predicted model, not a curated record. Gene Ontology annotation, molecular function: protein binding. The transcript has 13 exons. The coding region runs from base 162 to 1925 and encodes 587 amino acids. NCBI's taxonomy places the organism in Eukaryota, Metazoa, Chordata, Actinopteri, Siluriformes, Ariidae.
AACUACUGAAAACUGCGCUCCUGAGCAUGAAUACCUACAUCUACUCUAAUAUAUCUGCUCUUCUUAAAACUUGCAUUAUCAUGCCCUGCUACACAUUUCUGUUCUAUUUUAUGGAUAAAAGCAACUACCAAUAAUUUCAAAAGUCUUGUUGGAAUGGGAAAAUGGCAGAUCCUGAAAUGUACAUCCAUGAUUCAGAUUUGUAUAAGAAUGUAUUUUGCAAUCCAGUAUUUGAGCCAGAAAAUGAGCAUGAUGAAAUCAAAGAAGUAUUUAAGGUUGCCAUAUCCUCAGACUCCAUCAGCAGUCCUACAAACCGAGGAGGCAGUGUGUUUGGUCUGUGUUUGGUGUGUGUGAAGAGACCGUGCUGUAGCUGGGGAGUGCUGGUGUUUUCAGCAGCUGCGCUAUUCUUGUUGACUAUCUUGGGACUCACACUAGCACUUGUUCUCAUACAUAUGAAUAGAGACCCUGCUGAAGGAAGAGUGCUGUCUCUAAACUCCUGGAAUGGAGACAGUGUUCAGCAAAGUUUUGUCCCAAAUCCCACUGUUCCUCUUCCUGAAUACAGCUCACCAAUGCCACACCUUGAGCAAGAACCCAUCCCAUAUACAAAAUGUGGAGGGGUCCUGACCAAAUCAGAGGGAACUAUCAGCUCCCCCAACCACCCAGACCCAUACCCUCCUGACUCCAUGUGUGUAUGGGUGAUCAGGAUGUCUCCCCCAUCUCUGGUCCAGCUCUACAUCUCCUCCCUGGCCAUUGAGGGACCAGUGCCAUGCCUUUUUGAUUGGCUGGAGGUUAGAGAGGAGGGAGAACAUGCCACCACAGUCACCAGAUUCUGUGGUAAUGUGGCUCCACCCACUGUAAACACUAACAGCAGCACUGUGUGGGUUUCAUUCCACUCUGAUAGCAGUAUUGGGGGCAACGGCUUCAUUGCACAGUAUCAGGCCAUCCUUCCAUGGCAAAAAAGCUGCUCUGCAGAGGAAUUCAUGUGCGAUAGCGGCCGUUGCCUGCUGCCUGUGUCUGUGUGUGACAGCCAGCUGAACUGUCAGGACCAGACAGAUGAGACCAACUGCAGCGGCAAACACACAGACUGUGGAGGUGAAAAGACAGGUCCAAAUGGCUCACUGUCCAGUCCAAAUCAUCCAAAGUAUUAUCCAAACCAGCAGCGGUGUACGUGGCAUAUAUCUGCAGAGAAAGGUCAGGUUAUCCAACUGAGUUUCCACAACUUCAGCCUGGAGACUCAAGAUGUCUGUGAGUUUGACUAUGUUGAGGUUCAUGAUAGUAGCAACACUGGAGACAGCAAUGUCAUAGGCAGAUACUGUGGCUCAGACCUCCCACCUGACCUUACCUCCACUGGGCCUGUGAUGAGUGUGGUGUUUGUGGCUGAUGAAGGUGUGGUUGACCGUGGCUUUUUUGCCACAUAUCGGGUCAUCUCUCGCUCAGAGAGAGGAUGCAGUUCUGAGCAGUUUGCCUGCAGCACAGGGGAAUGCCUGCACCAUGCCUGGCUCUGUGAUGGCUGGAACGACUGCGCCGAUGGUUCAGAUGAGCAAAACUGCAGCAACUCCACCUAUCCCUCUUUCAGUUCAUCUUGUGAACCCAUUCAUGUGGAGAUGUGCCAAGGUCUGAGUUAUAACCUCACAUCCUUCCCCAACAUCUGGCUCUCCAUUGCUGAUCAGACAGAGGCUGCUUAUGUGCUUCAUCAGUACAGUGUUCUGAUGGAGCUGGAUUGUUUUAAGCCCCUGCAGCAGCUCGUGUGCGCGCUGAUCGUGCCACGGUGCAGUGUGCAGGGUGGUGUGCUGCAGCCGUGCAGCUCCGUGUGUUCAUCAGCAGAGCAGCAGUGUGCACGUGAUCUGGAGCUCUUUAGCCUCAGCUGGCCUUUUAACUGUCACAUACUGCCUGACGCACACGACCCCAAGCAGUGCUUCGUGCCAUAGGAUACAGCACUGCUUACAUGACAUUAUAAUGCCCCACCAUUUCUGCUUCAGCUUUGAGUAUUUUUUGGGAUUAUGUAAAAAUUAAGAUAAUCCAAGCUUACUUUUGUCAGGUGCUGCAAAAAUAUACUUUAUAUCAUACUCGUAUACUAUUUUGUAAUACCAAUGACCCACCUUUUAUUUCAUAGUUAAAUAAAAUCCUUUUAGUUUGCUUAGCGACAGAAUUAAACUUUGGCCUAGAUCUGCAUCUUUUCUGCCUCAGUUGGUCUUUCAAAUGCCACAAGCUGUCCAGCUCCCUCAAUCUCUCUCACAGCAUAGGGACUCUCAUGUCAAACCAUGAGUAACUGCUUCAAGUGACUUACGAUAAUUUUAGUGGCCUCAUGACUUUUGUUACAAAAAACAAACCAACCCCGAGACCGGUGUCCUUCCUAUCACAGUACUUAGCUUGCUAGUUUGCCACAGUGGGUUAUGCAAUUAGUUCUAGAUUAAUACAUUUUAACCAAACACCAUUAUAUAUAAUAUGCUGAUAGCAUGGGUACUUUAAACAAAAACACCAAAAAUAUUAAAAUUACUGUCAUUUAAUUCAUCACAGUAAUUUUUACUUUAUUUUAGAAAUGUAACUGCUUGAUGUAAACUUCAGUAUGCUGGACCAUUAUCUCAUUAUCUCUAGCCGCUUUAUCCUGUUCUACAGGGUCGCAGGCGAGCUGGAGCCUAUCCCAGCUGACUACGGGCGAAAGGCGGGGUACACCCUGGACAAGUCGCCAGGUCAUCAC